GGAAUGCUGGUGUUUAUCUAACUCCCAGAAAUACUUCUACAGUCCAGGUUGAGCUCAUUUCUGGAUAAAUGGACUGCCUUUUGAAGGUUUGGGAAUCGGAGUUUCCUUUGGACCUGACAGUGUGAUAAAACAGAUCGUGUUUCCCGCAGAGGAAAGAGCAAUUCUGCUCGGCAAUGCCAUAGUGCAAAAAUCCAGAAUGGAUGUCCUCCUUAUAGCCCUCCUUGUCGUGCCGCUUAUCCUGGGACAGGAAUACGAGGAUGAAGAAGAGCUGGAAGAGGGUGAUUACUAUCAAGUGAUAUAUUAUUACACAGUGACCCCUAACUAUGAUGACUAUAAUGUAAACUUCACUGUUGAUUACUCUGUGUUUGAGUCAGAGGACAGGUUGAACAGGUUGAAUAAGGAGGUAACAACAGAAGCAGCAGAAACUACCAUUAGUCUUCAUACAGAACUUGUGGACCACCAGAAUCCUGUAACCACGAAACCAGUGACAACAGAACCAGUGAGUCACAUGGACAGUAAGGAGCAGAGUACAGAACAGAAUGAUGCCAUGUCCAGUCUGCAGAGUCCUCUGUCCUGUCUUCUGUUAUGGACCCUCCUUCAAUCGGGGAUGCAUUUUCUGUAGCAGGUGAGAGAAGGCUGCUCUGAUUCUUCGGACUAGAGUUUGGCAAGUUUUGGAUGAAGAAUAAAAAAUUAGUUUUACCUA
Meriones unguiculatus (Mongolian gerbil) is the source of this 703-nucleotide messenger RNA. It is a transcript of the gene C10H1orf54, whose product is annotated as chromosome 10 C1orf54 homolog. The transcript has 8 exons. The record is from RefSeq and is a predicted model, not a curated record. Bases 197 to 622 code for a protein of 141 amino acids. Lineage: Eukaryota; Metazoa; Chordata; Mammalia; Rodentia; Muridae.